CCUCCCCCCCGGUGCACCGACAGAGAGGCAGAGAGAGGCAGAGAGAGGCAAAAGGCGGAGGAGGAGCAACGGACCUCACAAUCAACGAGUCAACAGACGCGGGGUAUACAGCAGUCGGUCGGUCGGUAACCGGCAGAAGAAGCUCGCGGAGGAAGACUUCAGCUAACGGUAUUUCCCCCAUCUCAGCUGCAGAGCGUCGCAGCUGUCGCACCCACAAGUCACUCUGGUUAUAGGAGCGCUGUGGCUGCCCAGGUGGUGGUGACUCAAAGGACAAUUAGUAGGAUGGGGAUAGAAUAAAACCUGCUCAGCAUGAAGAUAUUUAAGCUGCCAAUACAAAAGAAAGAUACACAAACAUAAAACAUUGGCUAUUUUCUGUUGACCAGUAAAGAGCCGGCAAAGAGACGAACAGUAGAGAAAAGCGAGCACGGGUGGAGAGGAUAAUUGCAUUUCUGGCUGCCCCGUGGGAACAUGGGAUAUAUGACCUCAUCAUUCACCUGUGAGGCUCUCCAGUAAACAACUCCAGAUAGAAGAAUGACUGAAGCCAUUGUAGAAAGGGCGGAUGUCCUCUUAAAACCCUGUGAUGUGACAUCAUAUGACAUCAUCAAUGACUCCUCCCCUCCGCCAUGUCUGUCCCUCUGCAAUCAGAAGGAGGAUGAAGAGUGUCAACAUGACAGUAAGAAGCUGGAGCAGCAGAAAAUGUGCAACCAGGUGCACCCAAAGAAAAAAGUAAAGGCCAAAGGAAAGUUAGUGCGGAGUAUGGCUGUCUGUGAGGAGUCCUCACCUUUUGAAGAAACCAAGGCAUCUCCGGACGCAAGCAUCUCAUCAAGCUGCCAUGACGACGAGAGGACUUCCUGUAAGGAGGAAGAACAGGAGAAGAGCACCGAUCCAAAGAAACAUCCACUGUCCAAAGAGUCCAUUCUGGAGUACACCGACUCCACUGGCAUAGACCUGCACCAGUUUAUCGUCAACACUCUCAACAGCAACCCCAGAGACCGCAUGAUGCUGCUUAAACUGGAGCAGGACAUGAUUGACUUUAUCACGAGCAAUAGUCCCUUUAAAAAGUUCCCUCACAUGUCGUCCUACCACCGUAUGCUGGUCCAUCGGGUGGCGGCCUACUUUGGCAUGGAGCACAAUGUAGACCAGACAGGCAAGUCUGUCAUCAUCAACAGGACCAGCAGCACACGCAUACCGGAGCAGCGUUUUUUGGACGAGGUGCAUAAUGAGAAGGCAGAAGAUAUCCAUCAAUGGAAAAUUAUUUUGAAGAGGGACAACAGCUCAGAUGACCAGAUCAAGCUUCACCCUUUACGGGAGAGGCAAACCAAGUCAAUGGAGGAGAGAGAAGAGGAGUACCUAAGAGUACGUGACAGAAUCUUCAACAAAGAGCCACCGUGCACCCAGGAGAGUGCCCAUGCAGAAACCAGGGCUGUGGAGGAGUACAAUCCAUAUGCUGAGACCCAGAGGAGACGGCAGCUCUUCAGAGGGAGUCGUGACAGCUCAGGCUCAAGUUGGACAGGCAGCAGCAGGCAGAGCAGCACUGAGACUGACUGUCGCUACAGCAACGAUCCCCGACCUUGGAGCAGCACAGACUCUGAUUCCUCCUACCAAUGGACAAGUCCUGCUCCGAAACACCGCCAGCCUGCCAACCCCAGCUGGGACUCACAUGGUUCAGGCUCCGUCUCUCUCUACAGAAUACCCUCUACUUGUCCGCAUCCAGCUUCUCCAACAAUUGAUGAGCCUGCUGCCUAUAUCAUGGAGAAUGGGAUCCCGCCUGGAAGCAUACUAGUAAACCCACAAACUGGGCAUCCUUUCCUGAACCCUGACGGGUCCCCUGCUGUGUACAACCCUCCAGACAAUCAGCAGCCAAUCAGGAGUCAGACACAGCUGCAAAGUUCUCCACCACAGCAGCAGUACUCGUCUGUGUCUUACACGGCUCCACAGAUGUUGCCUGUCUCUCCCUCACAGCCAUACUCCACAAUUGAAGAUCUCUCCUCGCAGUUUGCUCAUGUGAGCUGUCAGUCAACAGGUGAAGCUCCGCCUAUCUACCCUCCCAGUUACAUCUAUGCAGCUCCUCCCCCUCCUCCUCCUCCUCUUCCCAACCCCACCAGCUACUGCCAACCCUCACCUCAGUUGCCUGUGUAUUACUAUGGCCAGUACCCUACCUCAGCUCAGCACCCAUGCAAACCUGUCUCCCCCAGCCAGCACAUCCACAGCCAAGCAGCACAACCGACAGCAGGCUACGCUCCUGUUGCGGGGGUGCAGCAGUCUUCACACACUCAGGCCCAGGCUGUGCUGGGGACCUACUCACCGAUGGCCUCUCAUCAGCGUAGCAUGGUUCAGGGAGGCGUUUCAGUGUCCUACCCACAAAGUAAAGUUGUUAGUGCGGUCGGUGGAGACGCAGGGUACUGUUGCAUGGUGCCCCCACCCUCCCACCACGGCAGCUGCCAUCCUUCCAGCUGCACCAACCUCAGUGGCCCGGCCUGGAACACACAGUACUGAUGGCGCCUCUACGAACGAUGAUACUUUUAGUUCUUGUGUGAUCUCGCACACACACACACACACACACACACACACACACACACACACACACACACACACACACACACACACACACACACACACACACACUCACACACACACACACGCUUUACACAAACACCUUUUUUUUUCACUCCCUCCUUACCUACACCCGCCUUCUUCCUGAUGAUACCCACAGGGUACGUCGUUCACACUCUUAACAAGCAUGUUCACACACACACACACACACACACACACACACACACACACACAUACAUACGCCAACGCACAUGAAAUAAAUGUCCUACUGUACCAAAGCUUAAUAGUAUAUAUCAGAGCUGCUGUAUUGAAUGCAUAAUUUAUAUACACAAAUGGAGUUUUAUAUUGAUAUUAAAUUAUAUAUUGUGUUUUAAGGAAAUGCACUGUGUGAAAAGAAUAAACUGCUGUGGCUAAAUUGAUGAUGUCACAUUUCUAUAUUAA
This is a messenger RNA of Labrus mixtus (cuckoo wrasse), 2994 nucleotides long. RefSeq names its product cAMP-regulated phosphoprotein, 21 (gene arpp21). Gene Ontology annotation, cellular component: cytoplasm. Bases 532 to 2496 code for a protein of 654 amino acids. Gene Ontology annotation, molecular function: nucleic acid binding. The record is from RefSeq and is a predicted model, not a curated record. NCBI's taxonomy places the organism in Eukaryota, Metazoa, Chordata, Actinopteri, Labriformes, Labridae. The transcript is spliced from 22 exons.